CUCCGACAGGGUGGUGAAGUACUGUCGCAAAGCAUCCACCGCGACCGUCGUCGAAAAGGGCCACCCACAGGCUUGGCCUCCGUAGCCAACUUGUUGAGAAGAGAACAAGAACAUGAGAGACCGGCUAGCAAUGAUUCACAAACAGACGCCUCUGUUACUACUAUGGCCUCCACGGCGUGCUCCCAUUCGGCCUCCGCUGAUACCAUCUCUACAUCUACCAUUGAGAAGCCUGGUUGCGUAUCAGAGCUUGCCGAAAAAUGUGGUACUUCCAAUUUCCUGUUCAGUCAAGAUAGGAAACAAGGCUCCUCUACAAGCCUAGUUGACAGCAGAACAGAUUCGGCAGCUCCACUGCCCGAGUCUGCUAGCCAGCCGGAUUCUUCGGAGGUGAACAAUUCAGCCGUGGAGGAAAAGCCUACAGGAUGCAAGGUCACCUUAUUAGUACAAGAGGGAUCUAAUGUCAGAGUAAGUGAAGGUUUAUGCACCUCGAGAUCAAGUAUCCAACUAAGGGGUUCAUUCCCAAGCCAACUCGUCCGAUAA
Protopolystoma xenopodis is the source of this 537-nucleotide messenger RNA. Lineage: Eukaryota; Metazoa; Platyhelminthes; Monogenea; Polystomatidea; Polystomatidae. The record is from the annotation of a GenBank genome assembly.